Molecule: messenger RNA, 4373 nt
Organism: Pseudoliparis swirei
Lineage: Eukaryota; Metazoa; Chordata; Actinopteri; Perciformes; Liparidae
Product: activin receptor type-1C
Exons: 8
Coding region: 216-1787 (523 amino acids)
Biological process (GO): protein phosphorylation; cellular response to growth factor stimulus; nervous system development
Cellular component (GO): plasma membrane; activin receptor complex
Molecular function (GO): metal ion binding; ATP binding; activin receptor activity, type I
Source: RefSeq, a predicted model, not a curated record
GCUCUCAUUCCCACGUCUUUAUCUGAGGUCUGCAGCGUUAAUCCUCUUAAAUCGUCGUCAACAGGGGCCGAGCGAGCCUCUCUGCGGUGCACAGUGCCCUCCCCCGCGGUUACUCAGCGAGGCACAGCCUGCCGACUCCACCGCAAUGAAGCGCGUGUUUCUGUAGGGUCGCGGUGGGAACGGUGCGUGGGGACCGAGCAGAUGCCGCUCCCGCCAUGAUGCGUCCCGGGAAGCGGAGCUUUCGAGCGGCGUUGAUCUUCCUGUCCGUCGCCCAGCUGACUGCAGGUCUAAGGUGUGUCUGCCAGCUUUGCGCCAACCACACCUGUGAGACGACCGCAGAUGGAGCCUGCUGGAACUCUGUGAUGCUAAUUGAUGGGAAGGAGGAAACGGACAAGUCGUGCAUGUCGCCCUCUGAGAUGAAGGGCCAGGUCUUCUGCUACAGCUCCCCAAAUGUCUCAAAGAGGAACUGCUGCUUCAUUGAUUUCUGCAACAAUGAGACUCUGCACCUGCACCCAGAGAGGCCUUUGGAAGAACCCGCCUGGAGCAAGCUGCAGCUCGCUGCCGUGAUCCUGGUGCCCUCCUGCCUGUUGUGUGUGGGGAUCCUGCUGAGUGUGUUCGUUGUGCAGAGCCACCGCUGUGUUUACACCAGAGCGCACAAGCAGGACCCAGAGGAGCCUUUGGAGGACCAGAUGCUAAUGUCACAUGACAAAUGUCUCAAAGAUCUGAUCUAUGACAUGAGCACCUCAGGCUCCGGAUCAGGUCUGCCUUUGCUGGUCCAGCGGACGAUAGCUCAGACCAUUGUCCUGCAGGAGUCUAUUGGGAAGGGUCGGUUUGGGGAGGUGUGGCGGGGAAAGUGGCGAGGAGAGGAUGUGGCGGUGAAGAUUUUCUCCUCCAGAGACGAGAGGUCGUGGUUUCGUGAAGCAGAAAUUUAUCAGACAAUCAUGCUCAGACAUGAGAACAUCUUGGGCUUCAUUGCUGCAGACAACAAAGGCAUCAAAAUCAGAUACACAGACCAAAAAGAAUCAAGUUCACAUGAUAUUUAUGAGAUAAAUGUGCCAACAUGUGACUGUAUUCUUGCAGAUAAUGGCUCGUGGACCCAGCUCUGGUUGGUGUCAGAGUACCACGAGCAUGGCUCCCUUUAUGACUACCUGAACAGGUACACAGUCCCUCUGGAAGGCAUGAUCGUCCUCGCUCUGUCCAUAGCAAGUGGACUAGCACAUCUCCACAUGGAACUCAUUGGAACACAGGGGAAACCUGCCAUUGCUCACAGAGACCUAAAGUCCAAAAAUGUCCUGGUGAAGGCGAACGGCACAGCGGUCAUCGCAGAUUUGGGUUUGGCUGUGAAACACGACUCCAGCAGCAACUCCAUGGACAUACCGUCCAACCACAGAGUGGGAACCAAGAGGUACAUGGCCCCAGAAAUCCUGGAUGAGACAAUCAAUAUGAACUGCUUUGAGUCAUUCAAAAGGGCGGAUAUCUACUCGCUAGGCCUGGUGUUCUGGGAACUGGCCCGCAGGUGUUCUGUUAGAGGACUUCAAGAAGAUUUCCAGCUGCCUUACUUUGACUUUGUGCCUUCUGAGCCAACCAUUGAGGACAUGAGGAAGGUACUGUGUGAGCAGAAACUCCGACCCAACGUUCCCAACCAGUGGCAGAGCUGUGAGACGCUGCGUGUGAUGGGCAAACUGAUGAGAGAGUGCUGGCAUGCCAACCCUGCUGCUCGACUCACUGCUCUGCGGGUCAAGAAAACCGUCUCUCAGCUGUCUUUCAUCAAGGAUGUCAAAGAUUAGUAGGACCAGAGCAAACUGGGAGAAACUCUGAUAGUCCGAGGCUGCCCUCUUCAGGAAAGAUAAACACUGUUCACCCUCUGGGAGCAACUUCAGGUUGUUUUUGGUGCCAAAGUUUUGUAGGGGGUGUCAGUGGCUGCUUUACACACACACACACACACACACACACAUACACACACACACCUACACACACACACACACAGUAAAAAAAAAGAAGAACCGAGCAGCUGCACUUUUGGUCGGAAGAACCAUAAGAAUGUAUGUAUGUAAAAUAUAAUGUAUACACAGAUAAUGUUGCUACCUCAGACAUUUAAGUGCCCGAAGCUUGAAGUUGCACAUGGUGAUGUUUUCGUGCCAUAUCUUGUAUCAAACACAGUAUCGCUGAGUAGUUAGUGUGCUAACUGACCAUCCCACGCCUACUGGAGAAGAAACCCUGAGUGGGUUUAGAUGACACACUUACAGACUGUCCCUGAUAAUCUCAAUGUUGAAGUGCUAAUGAUUAGUUAUUACAGGACUAAUUGUAUGUACAAUAAGAUACAUAAUGUGUUGCUGGUCCAUUGUUUCUGUUGGUCCAAAUAUUGAACGGACCACCAUGACAUUUGGUUCAGAAAAUCCUGGUCCCCAGAGGAUGAAUAAUAAUAAUCUCCUACUGGAGGAAACUAAGAGUUAUCCUAAAAUCAACCGACUGAACCCUUUUGGGUUUAGUGAAAAGGCCGUUCUUCUGGUGCCGCCCAAAGCCAAACUUUACCGAUUUAGACUGACAAAUGAAGUAGUCUCAUGGGAUCAGUAGAGCUGACAUAGACUUUUUUUUCUUUUCCUUUUGCACAAAGAGAAGUAUAACUAUAAGUUCCUGCUCUACAGUUUUCCUAUUUAAAGCUUUGCGUUGCUGAAAUACGCUUCUCUCUGACGGGUGAAUGCUGGCAACAAAGUGUGAUCAUGAAUGUGAAACGGGAUGUUUUACAUUGUUGAAAUACAUGUAUAUUCCCACUGGAGGGAUGUUAUUCAAAUCAUGAAGUCUUUAUGAUUUGAAUGCACAAACCUCAGUAAGUUAACAUUGGCUCGUUUGUAUUCUUAACGAGGACAUCUGACACUACAUUCAAUAUGUUAUAAAACACCCAUUUGUACAAGCCCGAUGCUGUGUGACAGCAGGCUUCUCAACGCACUACAUAAUAACAAAGACCAAGAUAAGGUAAUAUCUUGAUAAAGCUAAUGAUGAAAUCAUAAAAAUGAUGACUACUUACUGUCAUUAAAUGAGUCUCAGACAUUUCCCUUGCAGGGCCUUGUCUGGGUGAUGGGUGUACAAUACGAUGAGGCCUGUGAAGUCUUGUCACAACAGGCUUUGAGAGAAUCUGUGUUCCAUGUGUGCUUAUACGCACCCACAUAUGUGACGGUGUGCCUGUGUGUGCGUUUCAUAUCAUGUGCAUCCUGUGUUUAAAGACGUGAAUCUGAUGUGUUAAUGUUUGUGAAGCUGGUACUGUGCAGAAACCCCGUUUCCCAGCCAUCAUGGCUUUCAAUUCAUCCUCAGUCCUUUCAUCCUCACGCCCAUGUUUUUAGUUGCGACGGCGAGGUACUUUCUUCCACGUGGCUGCUUCGUGUUGACACAAACACAAGCUCAGUUAUGAAGGCGUCAUGACUAAUAGUUGAUAAUGUUGAAUCAGCUGUUACUUGCUCCGUGUUUUUCUUUUUAUGAAAUGAUUAGUUGUGUGUUGCAGAAUACAGAUAUAUUGAAAAUGCAGUAUUAGUGUCCGUCUCUGCCUGGGUCCAAUUAAAGUACUUGUGAUGUAUAUAUGUUUUGAUCUAAUGUUGGAUCGAUGCUCAACCAAGCUAAGAUAAUAGUGUCAUAUCUGCCAUAAGUGUUUGUGUCCUAUCAUCAUGGCUUUCAAUUCAUCCUCAGUUAUCUUCCAGGUUUUAAGUUGUUAUGGCGAGGUACUUACUUCCAUGUGGCUGCUCAGUGUUGACGCAUACAAGUUCUGUUCUGAAGGCGUCGUCAUGACUACUGGGGGAUAAUGUAGCAUCAGCCGUCGCUCUUUUGACAAAUAUCAGUUCAUGUAAGUCUUCGUGUUUUUCUUUUCAUGACAUGAUUUCGUUGACUUCAAUCAUGGGAUCAUUCAACUUUGUGUGUCUCAGAAUAUGAAAUAUUGAAAAUGCUGUAUGAAAGCGUCCGUCUCUGCCUGGGUCCAAUGAAAGUACUUUUAAUAUAUAUUAGUUUUAUAUCUAUUGUUGGAUUUAUGCUAAACCAAACUUAGAUUUCGUCUAUAGUGUCAUAUCUGUUUCUCCAAGAAUCAGACUGGUAACACAACCGAACGCUUAUCAUAGAAAAGACGUAUCAAUCAUUCCAAAGAGUGGCUACCAUGUGCGAUUUUUGACUUAUAUUGUAAUUUUAAAAAAAAAUAUAUUGUAUAUGGAAUCGCUAAAUGCUCAAAUCAAAUGUGAAAUCACGUUCAUAAAAUGAGCUUUUGGAUUUUCAUCCUGUUAUGUAGAUCAAUAUCGUUUUGUGUUGUUGCUCAGAUUUCAUGCCCCUGCAUUGUAUCUCUUACACUAUUUAUUCUGUAUAGAAAUUAGUUGGGUCAAUAAACUGUUUAUCAUGGA